Messenger RNA from Phalaenopsis equestris, 1586 nucleotides. RefSeq names its product glucan endo-1,3-beta-glucosidase 11-like. The transcript has 2 exons. The record is from RefSeq and is a predicted model, not a curated record. Gene Ontology annotation, biological process: carbohydrate metabolic process. Gene Ontology annotation, cellular component: plasma membrane. The coding region runs from base 36 to 1316 and encodes 426 amino acids. Lineage: Eukaryota; Viridiplantae; Streptophyta; Magnoliopsida; Asparagales; Orchidaceae. Gene Ontology annotation, molecular function: hydrolase activity, hydrolyzing O-glycosyl compounds.
AAACGCCUACUCCCUGUUACCCACUGGCGAGCAAAAUGGCCAUCGCCUCUCUUAUCACCUUCCUCACCCCUCUGCUCCUCCUCCUCCUUCCCUUCUCCAUCGCCACCUCCUCCUCCCUCCUCGGAGUCAACUAUGGACUCCUCGGCGACAACCUUCUCUCCCCAUACAAAGUGACGCCUCUCCUCCACUCCAUCAAUGUCGGCCGCAUAAGACUGUACGGCACCGAACCCUCCGUCCUCCGCGCCUUCUCCAACACCGGCGUCGAGCUCAUCGUCGGCCUCCCCGAUCGUUGCAUCCCCAAAGUUUGCGAUCCCAACGAAGCCCUCACAUGGAUCCGCUCCAACAUCCAACCCUACGUUCCCUCCACUAAAAUCUCCGCCAUUACCGUCGGAAACGAGGUCCUCACCAGCAACAACACCUCCAGCUAUCAAUCUCUCCUCCCAGCCAUGGAAUCCCUCCACUCCGCCCUCGUUACGCUAGGAUUAGACCAUCAGAUCUCCGUCACCACCUCACAUUCCGUCGCCAUCCUCGCCUCCUCUUACCCCCCUUCCUCCGGCGCAUUCCGCCCUGUUCUAAUCCCUUUCCUAUGCCCCAUUUUCGACUUCCUUUCCCGAACCAAAUCCCCUCUCCUCAUCAACGCCUACCCUUACUUCGCCUACAAGUCCGAUCCGGGAAACAUCUCCCUCGAUUACGUUCUAUUCGAGCCGAAUCCCGGCGUGAUCGAUCCCAAAACAGGGCUGAAGUAUGAGAACAUGCUGUAUGCUCAGGUCGAUGCGGUUUACGCGGCGAUUGCUGAUGUAAAAGGGCCGAAGAGACUUGAGGUUUGGAUUUCCGAGACGGGGUGGCCAUCAGGGGGUGAUCAGGAUGAGCCUGGAGCAACGCCGGAGAAUGCAGCGAAGUAUAAUGGAAAUUUGAUGAAGUUGGUUGGGGAGAAGAAGGGGACUCCAGUGAAACCCGAUACGCCGCUUAGGGUUUACAUUUUUGCUAUGUUUAACGAAAAUUUGAAACCAGGCCCGGCAUCGGAGAGGAAUUAUGGGUUGUUUAAGCCUGAUGGAACUCCCACGUAUCCUCUCGGGAUUAAUGUUCCGCCGGAGAACUCAACUGAUUCGCCUUCUGGAGGCGGUCAUGGUGGCAGCGGCGGGGGUGGCGGCGGCGGAGGAGGAGGUGGAGGACCGGGAGGCGGCGGCGGCGGGAGUGGUGGCUCGUCGUCGGGGUAUUACGAUAUAUCGUCGGCGAUGGGGAGGUGGAGGCAGCUCCGGCGAACGGCGGCGGUGGCGGCGGCUAGCGUGACGGUGGCGAUAUUCUCCUUGUAUUAAUGUGAGUCGUCUGGCGGCUCACUCUAGAAGGGGAUUAAGGGAGAUUAAUUGUAAUUUAAUUUCCAUUAUUAUUUUUUUAGCAGUAAUUAUUUAUGUCAGCUACGAUUAGUUUAUGCGAGUCAAAAUAAGGACCGUCGUAGUGAAUUAAUAUUUAUUGCAAAUUUUAACGUUCGAAUUUUAUUAGUGGGUUGGGUAGGUUGGAGUUAUGGUGGCACUGCCGUAAUAUUUUAAAAUAUAUUAAUUACUUGGGACACGUGGUGUCGGAUGUGU